GGAUUUGCUUCCCUCUCUCAAAGCGCCGCUAUUCUUUGAUGAUUGGGCAGCGGCAAACUUCAAAGUAAUAAAUCUUACUCCUGACUGGCUGGCGGCCCACCAAAGUCCUUAUCAAAUCCUAAGAAGUGAUCCUUCAGUCCUCAGAUAGUCGCAGGAUAUCUCGAGGAGAGGACGCGUCGGGGCUCCACUUUUCCAUGAGAAGACGGAGUUUUCUGUUAUUUUUGCAGAGCUCUCAUUCUUGGUGGUCGAGACUGUGGGAAAGAGGCAAAGGAGAAAGUUUUGCCAUGGCAGCAGUCGCCGUGCUGAGGAACGAGACUCUUCAGGCGUUUCUGCAGGACCGUACUCCGAACUCUUCGCCGGAGAACAGCAAGCACUCUCCCCUGGCACUUUUGGCAGCGACGUGUAACAGGAUCGGGCAUCACCACGGAUCCAGUCCCGCGGACUUCAUCCAAGUUCCCUACGACGCGACCCUUGGGUCGCCGUCGCGGAUUUUCCAUCCAUGGAGUAACGAGGCGAACCCUCAGUCCAGUGUCUCCAGUAAUUCCUCCUUCGGACUACCAUCCAAAUCCCAGCUGUCCUACAGCUCUCAGCACGAGCUCCCACUGACGCCCCCGGCGGACCCCGCGUACCCCUACGACUUUUCCCCCGUUAAGAUGCUGCCAUGCUCAAUGCAGUCGUUACAGUCCACUUGUCCUCCGACGUACGUCCCUGCCGUCACGUACGCAGCGCCAGCGUCCAUCCCGGCCGCGAUGCCCGGUUUUGUGCCGGGACAUUCAGGCCUGGUCCACCAGCAGCAGAGACAGUUAUCGCCAAGUCCGGGAGAGGACAUUCCGUGGUGGAGCCUCCAACAAGGCAACCAUGCUAGCCACCCUCCGUCCCUCGCGCCUCAUCGUUUCCCGCUCCAGAGGAGCUUGGUUCUUGGACACACGGACUUCGCGCAGUACCAGACCCAAAUCGCCGCCCUCCUGCACACCAAGUCUCCCCUCGCCGCCGCGCGACGCUGUCGCAGAUGCCGUUGCCCGAACUGCCAGUCUAACAGCUCGAGCGACGAGCCGGGCAAGAAGAAGCAGCACAUCUGCCACGUGCCCGGGUGCGGGAAGGUGUACGGCAAAACCUCGCACCUGAAGGCGCACCUGCGCUGGCACUCGGGCGAGAGGCCGUUCGUGUGCAACUGGCUCUUCUGUGGCAAGAGCUUCACGCGGUCGGACGAACUGCAGAGGCAUCUCAGGACACACACCGGGGAGAAGCGCUUCGUGUGUCCGGACUGCUGCAAGAGAUUCAUGAGGAGCGACCACUUGGCAAAACACGUUAAGACGCACCAGAGCAAGAAGAGCAAAGCCCAUGACAAGGCUGAGCACGUGAAACGGGAAGAGACGAGGCACAUAUAGAAGACAUGUCGGACUCGUGCAAUACAGAGAAGCGUGCCCGAGCAAAGGACGGGUGUCGGGUGGACAUUUGGCGUCUUCUUUUAGGGCUCACAGAGACGUACUGCGUUGGCAGAUCAUUUAAUGGACGUGUAAAUACGAGUCUCAGUCCUCGCAGGGACUCUGAAAACGCCCCGCAUGCCUGUGCGGAGUUCUAACAAGUUCUGAACUUGUGUUAAGAUCUGUCUUCGGUGGAAGACCUCGCAGAAUUGUACAAAAAAAAAUCUAUAUUUAACAGCUUUUGUUGAAAGUGUCAGUUUUCGCUCCUUGUGGGGUGUUUUAGCAUGCUAUUGGAAACAAAAUGUUAAAAAAUGCUGUGUGAAAAUAAAGAAUAUUCUUCAUCCGCUUAUAGCUGGUGGCAUAAGUCGCAGGUGAGCCGUAGUAAACCGAAUUUAAGGCCGUGGUUGUUUCAGCAGACUCUUAAAGUAAUGUUGCCGUCCAAAAAACUAUAUUGAAAUUUUAUAUGGCAAAUUGUUUGACAUCGCGCAUUUCUGAAGAGGAAAUAGAUAUCAGAUAUUAUUUAUUUAAGUACAACUUAUUCAGUAACACUUGAAUGAUGUGGACAGUUGUGGCUUCUGAACCUUGAAUAAGUCACUUUUUAAGCAAAGGUGAAUAUGCAUAAUAGCUGAUUUGUUUA
Messenger RNA from Electrophorus electricus (electric eel), 2061 nucleotides. RefSeq names its product Sp5 transcription factor a (gene sp5a). Gene Ontology annotation, molecular function: DNA-binding transcription factor activity, RNA polymerase II-specific; RNA polymerase II cis-regulatory region sequence-specific DNA binding. Lineage: Eukaryota; Metazoa; Chordata; Actinopteri; Gymnotiformes; Gymnotidae. Gene Ontology annotation, biological process: regulation of transcription by RNA polymerase II. The record is from RefSeq and is a predicted model, not a curated record.